CAUUUUUCUUCAAUUGUCUGAAGUUUAUUUUCCCUUAUUUCAUUAUCAGCUUCUUCCCUUUCCACCUUCUUGAUCUGUUGUUCCUUAUCAUUUUCCACCAAUCUAUUCAGGUAUGAAUGCAACUCAAUUUCCUGGGCAAUCCGUUUUUCUUCCUGCACUGAAAACCGUUUUUUCCUGGCUGCUCUCAGCUGUGAAGCUAUGUCAUCUCCGAAAUUGAGUUUCUGUUCUUUUGCCAAAUCAGCAGCUGAAUCAUGAAGCUAAUACAAUUUGGAAUUAAUAGAUUUUUCACCUUGCCUACCUCUUUGCAAAUGUUUGAUAGCCUCAUCAUAGUUGUCGUUUUCUAGAAGUGCUUGCCCUAGAAAGAAAUGGCCUUUAACCAUAUUGGGCUCCAUGUCUAGGGCCCUUCGGCAAUCCGUACAUGCUUGUUCCCACCUUGAUAGUUUCACAUGACAGAGUGCUCGGUUUGUGAAAUAAUGAGCCACAUCUGGAUUCUUUAUCUACAACGCCAAUGAUCUGAAUAUGAUGAGGAUAUCAAUUCUGAUACUUACUAUGGCUUUCGUGUAACAAGUGAUGGCAUCCUCAUAUUUUCUCAAGCUAAAUAAACGAUUUCCUUGUUCUUUCAGUUCCUUGUCCGAUAGGUUUGCGGUAGAAUACAUGUGUUUACUCAUUUUCUUUUGUUGUGACUAAUCCCGCUUUGGAGACCAUUAAAAAAUCAUUUCCAAAAAAUUUUGUUUAUAAAUAUUUAUUGUUUACUUUUUAUUAUGGGCCUGUCUAAUCCACCAGCGCGCGGAUGUAUAUUCAAAAGAGGUUAUGUUUAAAUGUACAUGUACCGUACACAUAAAAAUCAUGGGUGGAGUUUUUCAUUCCAAUAUUUUGUCAUGCGCAUUAAUCGAAAAAACCAUCAAACUGUUGCAAAAUUCCGCAGAAAUGCUGAUGGAAAUCUCUAAAACUUUUGUUAUAAAAAGCGCACUUUCAUUGUGAUUUGAGAGUAUCCAGCGGUUUGGAGGAGAUUAACAUGACAAUUGGUAUAUACAUCAUAGUAUUGUUCUUGGUUUUGAUUCGAUGAAAAAUGUUGAAGAUUUUUGAGAUUCUAGAGAUUAUAGAAGAUGAAGUUAGUGUUUAUCUAUAAAAUCGUACCAGCCUCUUCUGAUUCAGAAUAAGAUACAUGAGAUUUUACAUUCUCUUUUAUGGAAAUUGAUAUAUUAUGACACAACGAAAUCCAAUUUUCCAUGAAUGUGUUGUGUAUUCCAUUGCAGCAUCGGUUCCAUCAUGAAUUCCAGCAGAAAAUUGGCGCAUCAAUCAGUGAUGAGGACUGUAAACUCAUUUCGAUGGAAUGUUGAUCAUACGAAUCACAUCCCAUGCUUAUCCGCACUCAACAAUUCUUCUUCUUUGUUCAUCACAUGAUAGAUAUAAAGUGAGUGCACAAUUUCAGCCGAGUGCAAAUCCAAAUCGUAAGGUAGGUAUUUAUUUUAUAAUAAUAUAAUUAUACUGUGCUUCUCAAAAGUGCCCUCCCCCCCUCUUAUCUUCGGAACGAUUAUACAUACACAAGUGAAAUUUGGAAACUGAAUAUCAAAGGUUGUGAACUUCCCUACCAGUGAUGAUAGAUGACGAAAUCGUCAAAGAUGACGUCACCAGGCCAUUGUGACCAAUAAUUUUGAAUGGAACCUCACGGCAAGCGACACCACUUUCAAUUGGUAGCGAAAAAAAAAUUAAAUGAUACUAAUUUUGUUUGGGGUUUUUGGCAGUUCUGGCAACUCGUUUUCAAAAAACGCAAUACUGUGAUGAAUUGAAUCAGUUGAUACUAAAAUUCAAAAUUCAAACUCCGCCAAAUAACCUGACAUUUUUGUUAGUCUCCCUAAUUCGACGUUUUUAUAAUUGUCCAUAUUUUGAAUUUGUGUAGGGGAGGGGACUUUUGAGAAGCAAUGUGGAAUUAUCAUUUGAGAUCUUCUUCUAUAGAUGUUCAUUAUUGUAUUUUAUUUGAACAGGAGUGAUACAACGUUCCAGCGGUCAUUAUUGGAACCUCCCAUAAAUGUGAUUAGAUAGAUUUUUCUACAGUCAUCCUGUUUCAUCAAAACAUUUGAAAUUUUUUUGUCAUAUUUUUUGACAUCAAGUCAAAUACUAUACCAAUAACAUUUAUUUUUCAUUUGUGGAAAAUGGAAGAAAUAGAAAACUACACUUUCGAAGAAGAAGCUCGUAUAGUUCAGUCUGCAACAAAAAGAAAACAAGAAAAGCGAGAACACCACAAACUAAAAGAGAAACAGUUUCUAAUUCGUAGUAAUUCCAUUCAGCAAUAUUUCAUAAGAUUGUCUUCCGGCCACAAAAAGACAUUCAUUCUGAGAUUGAUGAGACAAAUAAGGAGUUUGACCAGCGUAUUGGAAAUUUUACACGUUAUGUCACUCGGGCAUGCGAAAAUUACAAUUUAUGCCGAUAUCGAUCCCGAAACAACUUUCAUACACGACAAAUUGGUGCUAGAUCAUGAUAGAAUGUUGGACCAGAAAGUUCUAAAAGAAACCAUGGAUACCGAUACAGCUUGGUUCGCAUCCCUAGACGAUUCCUAUCAAAUCACAUUAGUGACAAAUCUGAUACGGCUGUCUGCAGGCGUCGUAAAAAGAAAACUGUAUCUGGCCAUAUUCCAUAUCUAUUACCUCAAACUGAAGCAAUUUCGGCAAUCUCAACAAGAAUUCGCGAUCAAACAGUUUUCUAACAGCGAACUUCAGGCCGCCAAUCUAUUAACGCCUGAAGAUGAGGACGAGUCCGAAUACGAUCCGAAACACCCAGCGACACUAGAAGUCGAGAAGCAACGUAAAAAGUGGGACGAUAUGAUAUCGAAGUAUAGAUCGGAAGUGGAACUAGCUAGACUCGAACAAAAAGAAUUCAUACAGCCGGAUUCUAAGAAGAAACUCGUCAAAAAUCAAGCUGAAGUUGUUGAUGGGAAGUCGAAGAAAGAGAAAAAACAGGAUACAAAGAAUACUGUUGAAGAAUUGGAUUUGAUUCAGUUACUGCCGAUAUGGGUGGUGAAAAAAAUUUUUCGCUAUCUGGACGAAAAAACAUUGAUAUCCCUGAAGAAAGUCAACAAUUAUUGGUCUUUUACGGUUCAAGAGCUGCUCAAAGAGAUCAAGGCGAGGGAGCAUCUCGACAAUUAUUUGAAUGUUUUGAAGUCUCGUAUCGAACCGGAAAAAUUCGAGAAAGCUCUUAAAACGUUCAGCGAUGAAAUGUCCUCGAAAAAACCGAUGGAGAAAACGAAGGGGAUUUAUUAUGAAAUAGGCGCAAUUCCUGAAAAAAUCGUUCCAAAAUAUAAAAAGAAUUUGGCAGAAACAUCAUUAAUAUCAGAUUUUGUGAAACAGGAUAAUAUGUUUUCGACUGGCGAUUUGGUAUCUUUCCCACGGCUCAUCAAGAAAGACAUCGAAGCAUACAGGCAUCACGCGUGCUUUUUGCAGGAUGUGAACGUCAGAUUUGACGUAGAACAUGAGUUGGAAAGACAACGAUCAUUUUUGACCUAUUCGCUAACAAGUCUAGUAACAAGUUUGACAAUAGACGUCAAUGAGGAAGACUUGAGCGAUUGGUGAAAUCUCACGAAAGUUUUCAUGCAUUCAAGAUUCUGCAAUGUCAAAUAGAAUAUCGACAAUAAAAAAUUAUUGACAAAAAUCGAAAUCUUUUAUAAGGCAAGAUAUGAUAACCAUGGGCAAAUUUAUAUAAAAAAUUCCUACCUAACCUAGUCGCGUCGUUCGUGUCAACGGCAGUCGCGUGCGGGAAAGAAUCACUCCGCACUUGUUAGAAAAAUUACUAUUCUUUCACUUUAUCCAAUACCACAGUUUACUCGUGUAUCUCCCCACUUCAAUAUCCACUGCAUUCAUUUUUAAUUUGGUUGUUCCCACUAUAUCCUCCAUUUUUCACAUUCAUCAAUUAUUGUUAACAAAAAUUCAAGUUUAUAACUUUAACCAUCACCACCACCAACUAUGGAGUUUGUAAAUCCUAGGGCAAGUAAGGGAGGUGUGCCCAAACGGAAAUGACGUCACGGUUAAACACAGUAAAAUGGGAUUAUCAGCUUCAACCAUGACGGGUAAUGUGAAUGAAAUAUACCUUAUGGAUGGUCCACCAAACCGCGCCACUGAAACGUGAGGUCGGUGAGGUCAAAGUUGGUAGAAUAACCUGAUAAAUAUAAUAAAUAAAUAUAAAUUUUUCUUUUCGAGUCGUUCGGUCGUUGGCCUCUUCCUAAGAUAUCUUCUUCUCCGUCAAUGUAAGAAUUGGUCGUAAAGUUCCACAUUGAGACUAUUAAGAAGCGUAAGUCUUUCCAUAACUUGAUGUUUUCUAUUUGUUCAAAUAUUCAACAUGUGUUUUUCGAAUGAAUAUUCUGGAUAAAACAGGCCAUAAGCCUUUAGGGCUAUCCGGCAUCAUUUUGGGAUUUUCGACUUCAACAUUGAUCUCAUCCUCAUGUUUUAGUUGCGCCAACUGGUAAGAUUGGAAUUGAAAAUGUUAGCCCCAAUUGAAUCAAUCCAUCAGCCAUUCUUCUUAUUCUUCUUCUUAUAAAAUAUUUGAUGAACUGACCAGAUUUGAUACAAAUUGGCUAAACAAAAUUAGAGUUCCGAAUCUGUGGACUGACAUUUUCAAAAAAGAACCAGAUUUGCCACAACAUAACUAAAACAUCUCAUGAAAAAAUUCCCUUCAAAUUCAACAGUCUUCAAAAAUUGUUUCAACAGUAUAUUAAAAUAUCCAGAAUUGUUUCAAACUGUCAGUUUGUAAUAGGUAUAUAGUGGUUGGUUAAUAACAGAAAACAACUCAUCAGAAAAAUUCGUCACACUCUUCAACAACUUUCGGACAAUAUUUUCUGGCAAAAUACAGAUAUGGAACAUUGGAUGUUAAAGGGAUUUUAGUAUCUACACUGUGUUUGUUCCACACAUGGAUAGCAUAACUAUUAUUUGAUAAAUUGAUCACAGCUUCCUUAUUCUCCUCAUUGAAGUACAUUGUCCAAUUCCACCAAGGCACAGCAUAAAACCGAUCUGGAGGGUACACUGUGAAUCCUUGACAGUCUUUAUUUAUCAUAUCUUUAGCCAAUUUCGUCCCACAAAUUACUUUCAAUAAU
Phaedon cochleariae (mustard beetle) is the source of this 5080-nucleotide messenger RNA. The record is from the annotation of a GenBank genome assembly. Lineage: Eukaryota; Metazoa; Arthropoda; Insecta; Coleoptera; Chrysomelidae.